Pelmatolapia mariae (spotted tilapia) is the source of this 6555-nucleotide messenger RNA. It is a transcript of the gene espl1, whose product is annotated as extra spindle pole bodies like 1, separase. Lineage: Eukaryota; Metazoa; Chordata; Actinopteri; Cichliformes; Cichlidae. The transcript has 31 exons. The record is from RefSeq and is a predicted model, not a curated record. Bases 1 to 6555 code for a protein of 2184 amino acids. Gene Ontology annotation, cellular component: nucleus; centrosome; mitotic spindle. Gene Ontology annotation, biological process: proteolysis; meiotic chromosome separation. Gene Ontology annotation, molecular function: cysteine-type endopeptidase activity; protein binding.
AUGAAGUGUUUAAAGGUGGACGAAUACAUCAAGCGGACUGCUUCCGUGAGAGAAACGGAACUUUUAUUCCACGAACUCGAGAAUUAUGUAAAGGGUAAGCCCGGGCUUCAGGGUCGCACACUGUGUGACCGGAUCAUCAGAGCUUGUAACCAUCAACUUGGAGUUGGAGGCCUUGACUUGGAGCACAUCGGUCAGUUGGUGAAGCUGAUGGAGCUUUCUCUUCAUGGCUAUGACAUCUUUGCAGCACUUGUGCCUCAGAGCAACCCCUUAUACAUGGAAAAGAUUGUUUUCCAUAUUGUCAAAAAGCUAAGCAGCAUAGAAGUUCACACUCUGUGCAGCCACAUAGCUGGACUACUUUACAGUCGUCUUUCUAAAGCCCAACAGGUAUGCGUUGCUUUCUCUACAAGAGUAUCUUGUGAAGAUGAAGAAGACUACUGUGUUCUUGUGAGGAGCUGUUUUUCCGUGCUGUGGAACGGACUAUCUGCUGCCAAAGACAAGAAAAUCUUGAAUCCUCAAGACAAACUGCGCUGCCAGAUGCAGGCUUUGAGCUUUCUUUUGCUUUUGGACACUGAAAAUGCAACUCCAUCUCUGCCUAAAGCUGUCGUAUACACUGAAGAUAUCGUCACUGAAUUUGAGAGUAGCUGUGGAGUGAUGACAAAGGAGGAUACCUCCAUUCUUCUUCAGGAAAUGAACACACUUUUUAACACAUGUUGGACUGGUGAUCAAGACUCUGACGGGGAUGGCUCAAAGCAGCGUGCAGCAUCACGUUUUUACGUGCUUUCUGAAAUGGUGCUGAUUAUAGUUAAGGUGCUGUGUAAGGCCGGCCACCACAGGCUGGCCUCCUCCUUCCUGAAUGAAAUUGAGAGAAAGGCCUCAGACUUUCUUAGCUGUCAGUGUACAGCAGUGGUGCUUGCCAAAUGGGGAGUAAUGAUUCAUUCAACAGUGAAAGUAGGUGAUGCGGCUCGCCAGGCUUUAACAGAGUGUGCUAGGGCCGUGAGAUCAGUCUCUGGUAACCUGGGUGACAGAGAAGGUCAUGCUCUUCUGGAAGGGUGCAGCUUUGUUGUGUGGGCUGUCGACAGUGGGUAUGACAAGGGUUUAAGUGGACUGGUGCUACUGGCUUUGUUUUCUUUUUUUGAGGAACACCAAGAGUGCGUAAUGAGGAUACUAAACAAGAACUUGUCAUGCCAGGCCCAGUGCAGCAGACUACAGAAGUCGCUUUGCUUCAGUAUUUACAAAGGCUUUGAGUUUGCCUAUGAGAGCAUGCUUGCAUCUGAGCUGGAGGACAGUGACACACUGGAAAGAGUGCUGCUCUACUGCCAAGCCACAGCUGGACUGAUGAUGACAGAACUGCAUAAACUGUCUAGUGAAAACCUUGUCAUCAAAGCAGUAAUUGCUGUGAGCAACUUGGCUUGUGGGUUGUACAACAGACGUCUCUAUGACAAAGCCUUUAUCCUAGUUGAAAUCCUCUGCAGGGAUCUGUGCAAAAAUUGCCCUGCCUCUCUCUCUGUGGAUAGGUUGAGCCGGCCCUUCAUGUUGGCUGUGCAAACUUCACGGCGGACUGGGCAGUAUGAUCGAGCUCUGGACUGGGUGAUCCUGUGGCUGAAGGCUUUGGGGGACAAAAUCACUGCUCACAUGACUGAACCUGUAUCGCUGUGGGUGAAAACAAAGACUGAUGCAGCGUGUAAUUCUGAAGAAGACAUUAGGCUCAGGACGUUGCGUGACGGUUUUGGUCCUGAUGUACCUGAUGAGAAUGUAAUGCUGCGCCUUUUGGAGGAAGAGCUUAGUGCCUACAAGGAGAUGCCAGGAGAUACAGCCCAGGAACGGUACAACACUCUGUGUGAUCUGUUGGAUAUCUGUCACGAGGAGAGUUCCCAUAUACAUCUGCGGGCUGUUUACCUCUGUGAAAUGGCCAAAGUUGUGUGCUUCCAGGAUUUCAGUGAACAGACUGACUGCUCAGCAGUGGAUUUUAUUCACGAAGCUCUACGCCUUCUUGAUGAAGAACCAGAGACUCCAGAGAAUGCAGACAAACUGAAGGAUGACAAAGCCCAUGCUUUGCUAUGGCUUUACAUCUGCACUCUGGAGAAGAACCUUCAGGAGGCCAUUGAUAGUGACAGAAAAAGGAAAGAGCUGCGUGAGCAGACACAGUGUGUGACCAAUUCCAUAGGAAACAAUGAUUUUGAUUAUGAAGACAAGCAGAAAACACAGGACAGUAUUCCAGUUUAUGAAGGGCUGCAUUUCAACCUGACUGCAGAGCACAAGUUGUGUCAGCCGUUGGAAAGCGCUUUGGAUGUUUGGACCACUAUUUUUCAGAGUGAAACCCUGCCUUCUGUCAGGGAGCCAAAAGAGACGUGUCGCUCCAUUGGUGUGACUGCAUCACUGUUCAGACUCAUGGGAAAGCCUCUCCAGGCUUUGAAGGCUCUCCAGAUUUUGACGGACUUCUCAAGAAAACUGGCUGAUAACGAGGCCUGUGCCAGCUCGCUCAUUCAUUCAGCCAGUAUUCUUCUUGAUUUGGGCUCCACAGAACUGGCGCAGACACAGCUAGACCAAGUGGAAUCAGUUCUCCCAAGUAACACAGCAGAGGGAUCUUCAUCCUUGUCUUUACUGGCAAUCCUGGUGAAAGCUCAGUGUCAUUACAACAAUGGGCAGAUUGACUGUGGACUUCGCUGCCUUAUUGAAGUGCUGAAGGAACUAAAGAAGCAGCAGAAACAGUCAAAAAGCUGGUACUUGCUGCGUGCACGGACUCUGCAAACAUGCGCUUCUUUUUUGAGCAUAGAUGCAGCUCUGCUUCCACAAGUUCAGAAAAAUCUUAUAAUGGAACAAGGUAUAAGUACUUCAGAUGGUGCCCUGUACGAGAGCCUAAAGCUUCUUUGCAGCCUUCUGGUCACUUUGGUGGGAAAGGGCCUCUAUGGGACUACCUCCAGCAGCAACAGUAGCACAAACGUGGCUUUCAUCAACCAGGGAGAUAACCUGGCACUUAAGUGGCAGCUGCUUGCAGAACUGCUAAACUGUUCUAAGAAGAUGGUGUCUGUGAGGAGCAACUGCGGGGCCAUUAAUGACGCCAGACUACAGUGUCUAGAAGCCUUGAAACUGGCCAUAAAACUUCAAACACUCAGCCAAUGUUCCGAGUUGCUGGUGAUGAAAGCAGAGUUGGAGCUGAUGCAAGGAGAAAAAGAUGAAAGUAGAACUGAUUUGGACAUCGUCAGAAACCUUCUGGAGCGCUCCACAGAUUUUUCUGAUCAGGUGCAGAGGGCUGAAGUGAAAAUCAAGCCAAGGAAAGGUCGUCCUGUCCAGAGACCUCAGUCUCCUCUUCCAACCAUAGAGGAUGAUCUCAAGGACAUCUUGAGCACCAGGUGGACCUCCAAAGAGCCUAUAGUGAAGGAUCUGUCCAGCUCUCCACCUCUCAAAGCCCUGCCUCACCGCUGGCUGUCGUCACUGACCCAUGAACCUGAAUGUCAGUGCCCUUGCUGCUCCGAACCCUGUCUAGGUCGUGCCACUGCUCGCUGGGCAGCUGCACAAGCUGAUCUGCUUCUUCAGCUGGAUCCGAAUGACACCAGUGUCAGCUCCAAACUUCAAUGGGCAACAUUAUCCCGCUCUAAGACUGUUACUGCCAAACUUGGAGUAAAAUUGGCUAAACUCUUCCCUCUGUACGAUACUGGCAAGCAUAUUUCUAAACCCUCCCUAAUGCAGGAUAUAGUUGGCCGUGUUUAUCUGCACAUGGCUUUGUCUGGGGUAGAUCCGAGCCUUACCAAGGUCUGUGCUAUAUGGAAAAUACUGGAAGCUGGGUUAGCUUUUGUUGAGUCUACACCUUCUCCAAUGCUAAGGCCUGUGAGAGCAGGCCUAAUGACAGCCAAAGCCAUUGCAUCCUUGAUAAGCUUGGCUGCCAAAAACGAAUGCACUCCUGAGGAGCUCUUCUCAAAAGCUUGGACUUGGAAUAUGCCGAAAGAGGGCAAAGACCUGAAAUCAGAACAGAAAACUGAUCCUCCUGCAGCUGUACUGAAAAAAUCUAAAGACGUCAUUAAAAACUCAGUUACUGCUGAUCCAAAAAAGGAGGCAAAGAAGACCAGGUCUGUCAAACCUAAGAUUCGAGUCACAAGCUCCUCAACCAAAGAAAAGAGUCAGGUUCCUAUCACACCAGUAACUGUAAAGUCUUAUCCUUUUGUUAAAGAGCUCAGCUCUUAUGACUUCAACACAGCGGUACCUACUUUGGCCCUUACUCCUGUACAGAAGGUAAGAUGCCCUGCUUCAGUGCAGAAACCAUCAAGGACUGCUCCUAAGCUACAGUUUCAUGUGUAUGAAGAGUUGUCUCCAGUUCAAGGCAAAGCUCAGCCUGUGCCUGCUGCUCCUAAACGAACAAAGAAAUCCCGUUUCAAGGUGGAAUUUAGUGAUGAAAGCGACUCAGAGGCUAAUGCGCAGGUAGAGCCCAAAGUAAAAGCUGAAGCCUCUAAGACACGAACAACUGCUAGGAGAGCUGGCCACAAUACCAAAACAACCCCAGAUGCACCUGCAGAGAAGGUUCCCCCCAAGAGGCAGGUUAGAGGGAAAAAAAGCACCGUGGUUCCUCGUGCUGCUUCUUCUGAGGACGAGACAUUGGUCUGUCGGCCUGGUUCAACAAGAAGAACCAGAAAACAAGUUUCCGCAGCUGCUGCAGAUGCUUUGGAGGAACCAGACACAAUGAGGACCAUUGAUGAGGAAACUCCAGAAGCUCUGGACAUGAGCAUUGAACAACUUAGGACAUCAGAUGCUGAGGACAAUUCAGCUUCAAGUAAAGAUAACAACGUGGAUUUUGAGGUGCUCCGGAGGGAUAUGUGCGGUGAUCUGGAGAGAGAUGAGCUGUUUGUUCUCAGAAGCAGAGGUCAUCUGAGAGAGAAUGCACAAAUCCACCUCUCUCAUGCAGACAGCAGGCCAGACAAUCUCACUUUGGAGGAUGUUCAGUCAUUGCUCCGUUCAGCGUGGUUGACUCUUCAGCACUUCCCCCCUCCCACUAUUUAUCCGACCCUGUGUGCUCUUUUGGCCUUGACCACUGGACAGCAAAACUCCAUAACCACAGCAAUGCUACAUAGCCAUUCUGUGGGCAUCACAAGUCGGCAUCGCACAAUCAGGCAUAUAGCCAGUUGUCUCAAAAAGCUGAAAAAGGCUUCCAGUGAGCUGGAGGACAAGAUGCAUACUCUGAGUCUAAAUGAGCUCACUCAGACUGUGUGUGAACAGAGGCUGACUCAGAUGGAGAACAUCUUUUCAUUCCCAACAGCUGACCCCUCGACUUUUCCAGAGACCCACGGCCAAGAGUUUAUCCAACAAAUCCAGCACCUUCCUUCAGGAGUGACUGCAUGUGUGAUGUCUGUAAUGGGAGUCAAACCAGGAGAAAUGGGCAACAGCAUCAUGCUGACACGUCUGGAGAAAAGUUCUGCUCCUGUCACAGUUUAUAUUGACACAUCUAAACAAAAGCAUCCCAUUAGCCAGUUAGUCCAGGAGAUGGAUAGUAUUCUGGUCGAGCAGAAGGUUGUGAGCUGUGUGUCUGAGAAAGCCAAGUGGUGGGAGGGCCGCAGGGCUCUCGACUCUCGAGUUGAACAACUCUUGAAGGACAUGGAGAGGUUGCUUGGAUGCUGGAGAACCUUCCUUCUACCCCUUUCACUGGAUGCUGAGCUUUCCAAACAGACCCAACACCUUUACAAGGCAUUAUCUGCAAGGGGAGUGCCAGUGGAAGAAGAGAUGUUGAAGGUUCUGCUUUCUGCAUCUCCUGUGCUAUCUGAAGACGAUUUGAAAAGAUUCGCUCUUGGAGUUUCUCCACAGUGGGACACUGAGUGUGAUCAGCUUCUUCACACUGCUGUGUCCCAGCUCUUACAGAGGGAUGAGCCCCGAAAUCAUGUGGUUCUAAUCCUUGACAAGUACCUUCAGAAGUUGCCGUGGGAGAGCAUUCCCGUCUUAAAGUCUAGCUCUGUAAGUCGGAUGCCUUCUCUGCACUCGCUGCUUGGACUGAGCAUUCAAAAAGAGACUGACUCCGAGUCUAUUUUGAGGCGUGGUGUGGAUGCAAAGAAAGUGUUUUAUGUGCUCGAUCCUGAUGACAAUUUAGGAAACUCCCAGGAGCGUUUCAAAGACUGGUUUUGCAGUAAACCAGACUGGGAAGGAGUGUGUGGAGUUGCACCUGACUUGGGCCGACUAGAAGAAGCUGUUGCUACAAAAGACGUCUACAUUUAUGUGGGCCAUGGAGCAGGAGCCCGGUUCCUGGACAGCCAGGCUGUUCUCAAACGGCCGCUGAGGGCAGCAUCUCUGCUGUUUGGCUGCAGCAGCGGAGCCCUGGCUGUCCGGGGACAGCAGGAAGGAAAUGGCAUUGUGCUAAAUUACAUCAUAGCAGGCUGCCCAUUCAUCUUGGGAAAUCUCUGGGAUGUCACAGAUCGGGAUAUUGAUCGCUUCACCAAGGCCUUGUUAGAGUCGUGGUUUUCUGCUGGCUCCGGGGCACCGCUCCUCGACUUCAUGGGGUCGUCUCGGCAGGCCACUCACUUGAAAUAUCUGAUAGGCGCUGCGCCCGUGGUAUACGGCCUGCCAGUGCACUUAUCAUAG